AGCUAACCAAGGGAUCCCAGUGGCCCCGCCCACUACCGCCACCCCGCCCGCGCCUAUCCUCGCUUGCACAGUUGGCUGAGGUAUUUUGGCCCAAGCGAGGAGCCGUAGCCACAGUCUCCUCCGGCGUCCGGAGCUGACUGUCCAGCGCCAAACUCAGGCGCAGGCUCGCGAUGUCCGAAGACGAAACCCGGCAGAGCGGAGGUUCCUCUGAGGCCCGCGCGGCGGCUGUCAGCGACAUCCAGGAACUGAUGCGGCGCAAGGAGGACAUCGAGGCGCAGAUCAAAGCCAACUACGACGUCCUGGAGGGCCAAAAAGGUGUUGGGAUGGAUGAGCCGCUGGUGGACUGCGAGGGCUACCCACGCGCGGAUGUGGACCUGUACCAAGUGCGCACGGCCCGGCACAACAUCAUCUGCCUGCAGAAUGACCAUAAGGCACUGAUGAAGCAGGUGGAGGCGGCCCUGCACCAGCUCCACGCCCGUGACAAGGAGAAGCAGGCCCGGGACCUGGCUGAAGCCCGCAGGGAGGCCCUGAGCCGCAGGCCCGACCAGGACGAGAACCAGGGCCCCCCACAGCCCUUUGCCAGGGUGAACAGUGUUAGCCCCGGCUCCCCGGCCAGCUUCGCGGGCCUGCAGGUGGACGAUGAGAUCGUGGAGUUUGGCUCUGUGAACGCCCAGAACUUCCAGUCGCUACAGAAUGUUGGCAGUGUGGUGCAGCACAGCCAGGGGAGGCCCCUGAUGGUGACUGUGAUCCGCAGAGGGGAGAGACAGCAGCUCCGCCUGGUCCCGACACGCUGGGCUGGCAAAGGCCUGCUGGGCUGCAACAUUGUUCCUCUGCAGAGAUGACUGCCCCUGGGAGCAGCGGCAGCAGCAGCGCAGCUCUCCGAGCCCAGGACCUGGGCCCUCCACGCAGUCAGUCCCCCGUUCUCUUUGCCCCGUGAAGACCCAGGAUCGUGUGGUGGCAGGCAGCGGCAUCUUGUAGAAACACCAUGUAUGCUCGGCGUCUCUGAGCACUCGGCCUAAAUGGGUUCUGGGGUUUGGGGCAGGUGGGCGGAGCUGUGUGGCAGGUGUCGACAAGACUGUUCUAGGAGUUUCUUUUCCCCAAAUACGGCCCUGCAGGGUGGGGGUGAGCACCCCAGCUGAAUUUCUCUUGAGCACCUCCAAGCUGAGAGGGUUAGAGAAGGGCUGGAACAGCAUGAAGGUGUGCAAAACGAACCAGUGAUAUGCUGAGGCCAGGCUCUGGUGACGUCUUUGUCCCCAGUUUGGCUGCUGUGUACACGGAGGGCUGAGCAGCUGAGUGCAGCCUCAGAGGCUCAGGUCUUUGGGGCCCCAGGAAGCCCACAGCGGGUGGCGAGGCCCCUGCUCAGGAAGGAAGCGUAUUCGCUGCUUCCAGCUUGACCUAGAACCAAAUUCCCAGCCAUAUCCCAAGAUCAGCAUUUUGACAAACUAAGAUAUGCUUGUCACUGCUGAUAGAAGGCUUACAGAUCUGACUUCGAAUACCAUUUGCUUCCUUAUUUUCUCUGUUAAGAUUUGAGAUCAUUCCUUGGACCCUGUGUCUGCAUCUCUCCCUCUGUGGUGUCUGCAUGCUUAUUGGCCCCCGUUUUGCAGACCGCUCCCUCUUGGAGAGGCCACUGCCCAGGACGCCUGUCCCCAGUGACUGCCCCGGCCUACCCAAGCUUCCCAGCGGCAUUGCGCGCCCCCGCGUGCAGGCUCCACUCUGAAGCCUUCUGCCGCGCUCCCCCGAUGGCGUACCAGCGGGGGAGCGCGCCCUGUUUACAAAUGCACCUCGUUCAAGCUGCGUGCGCCAGUGCAAGUAUUUUCCAGAAGUCCCAGGCUGCAAUAAAGUCCGUACCCUCCACUUCCA
Octodon degus (degu) is the source of this 1860-nucleotide messenger RNA. RefSeq names its product proteasome 26S subunit, non-ATPase 9 (gene Psmd9). The transcript has 6 exons. Gene Ontology annotation, molecular function: protein binding. Gene Ontology annotation, cellular component: cytoplasm; nucleus. The record is from RefSeq and is a predicted model, not a curated record. NCBI's taxonomy places the organism in Eukaryota, Metazoa, Chordata, Mammalia, Rodentia, Octodontidae. The coding region runs from base 171 to 842 and encodes 223 amino acids. Gene Ontology annotation, biological process: proteasome regulatory particle assembly.